GCGGAAGUUAAUUAAAUGGCUCCAACAUGAAACUUGUUAACUGUCUAUGGAUCGACCUGGAUCAAACUGUAUGACAUUGUUUUACUACUGUAUAUCAGGGGUUUUUUUUGUAAAAUUGGUGGCUGCAGAACAGGUGGGGCCCAUUUAGGUCGGAGGUCCGUUAUAGAGACAUCCCCUUACAGUAGGCCCUGGCCUACUUUUGCUAAACUCGAGACUUGGCGCCUCCCUCCAUGAUGCAACGACAUUCAGCCAAGUUUGGAACGCAUUGACGUCGUGCGUGGUCACGGGUGCAAUGGAACGCAGAUGACUCUUGUAAAAUGUAUUGAAUUCCUGGAAUUUUUUUGUGCGUAUCAUGGGUCAAACAUUGGCCACUGAAAGAGCAGGAAUUUUGAAGGGUUUCAAGUCUGUGAAAGGUUUUCUUCAAAGUCAGGUCAUCUCAUUACAUCAAGUUGCAACUCUUAAGUAUGACGAGUUUGUUGAAGCUGUAGAUCAUCUGAACAAAGUUACUAGAGAUGUAAGCGAUACAGGUGGCAAGGGUUUAGUGUUUGCUAUUAAAAGCCAUUCUGAUGACACCGUUUUAUGGAAGAAAACUGUCAGAAUCAAUUGUUACAAGGUUGACUUGACCAAUGGUCAGAUUCUGUCGACGAGGGAGCUAAGUUUGAGGCAGUUUAUAAGAGUUUUUGAAAGUCUUUCACAGCAAGUUCAAGCCAUUACGGAUGAAGAAAACUUGGAAAAAUCAACUUCCCCAGAAUCGGAUAAUAAACAAAGACCGGAUGGCUGCCCUCCUGAGUUAUGCGUGUCCACUCUGUUCCUUAACAUUGAUCAAAUCUCAAAGGAAGCAGAUGAAAAUGAGUGUUGUAUAUGUCUAGAUAACAGGUCGGAGGUCAUCCUCAGUUGUACGCACAGCUAUUGCCAAAAGUGUAUUGAUCAAUGGAAGGCAAAACACAGUACGUGCCCCCAGUGUCGAGAUGAGACGGGAGGAGUGGAAGACGUGUGGGUGAUGUCAGACAAACCCGAUGACAAGGAGGUAGCAAACUAUGUUGUAGGGGUUGCAGAUACUGCCCAGCAUUUGGAUGUUGGCUAAUUUUUUUAUUUUCCCCAUAACUUUUAUUAAAAUGUUAUACUAUAAACUAUAUUAUAUAUUGUAUAAAUACAGUACACGUAUUAAACCUUGCAAUAAUGUGUCUGGAUGUUAAUAAUAAUUAAUUACGUGGAACUUCAUUGAUCUGUUUCCACAGCAAUUGUAUUUCACUUGAGGUUUAGCAUAAUAUACAUAAAGAUAUUGGUUGUCUGUAACAGAUGUAUUACACACAUUUAUGGUAUGAUUAUACUAUCUAAAUUUAUAUAUUCUUUGUUGAGUCCAUUACGACAAUAGACGAAUUAUUUUAAUUAUUGAAAUUUCAGUCUUUGUAGGAACCAAUAUUUCUUGACCAAAUAUUUUUGAAAGCAGACGAUGUCUUUAAAUUUAUAAGUGAUUUGGUGCAGUGAGAAUGGUUUUGUUUCCCAACCUCGAGGUCAGGAUUUCAAUCCCUCACUGUACUUACCGCUUGUGUCCUCGAUCAAAGCACUUUAUCUGCAUUGCUUCCCUCCACCCAGGAGUAUAAAUGAGUACCUGGUCCUGCACUGAUUACAGCAGCAAGACUUGAGCAUGUGGAUUCAAUGACCAGACAAAAGCUUUUCGUAUCUGCAAAGAGAGGCUCUAUGUAGAUAACCAAAUAGAUUUUUAAAAAUUGCAAUAAAACCUUAGAAUACGCACAAUGGUGCAGGUUUCCUCCAACGAGGGUCUUGUGCCACUGGACCUCUGCUGGUACCGCCACAGCCUGUAAGAUACAGGUUCAAUUCCAGUCUGUCCACUGUAUGUGUUUUUAGAAAAUGGCAUUUAUUCAUGUUUUCUUUCUCUAUCCAGUCGGAUCGUAGGGGGUUGAAAAUGCAAGGUGCCAUUUACUUGAUGCAAUAUUAUGCCUAUUUAGCUGAGUAAAUAUAUGUUAUAAACAUUUCUUCCAAUAAUAAUUUAUAGGUGUUUACAGGCCUUGGUAAUAAUGUAUAAAGCUGAAAUAAGUUGUAAUUAUUUUUGUGCUGUCAAACACUUGAUCAAAAAUGAUUUCAUUUUUAUUUGAUUGGUCACAAUGAUAUGAUAUCAUAAAUGGUUGAGUUGCUAAACAUUCCUUUUUUUUGUAAAUAAGCAAUUAAAAGAUACACUCUGUUAAAAUGUGUUAAAAAAUAAACAUGUUUAAAUUAAAGAUACACUGCCUGCCAAAUAAUCAGAAAUCUGAAAAUUUAUAUUAAAGCUUAAAAAAGCUCAUUUGAAAGGAUAAAUUAAGUUAUUAGCUUAAAAAAUGUUACUGAUUUCAGACAUGUUACUACAAAACCUUGAAAUCGAUUACCUGCCAAAAUAGGGUUUAUGUAAAAAAGUACAAGAAAAGUAUUAUUUACAUGUUUGUAAAUUCAUUUUAAUUUUCAUUCUGAUUUUGUAAGUUAAUAACUUUAUCCAAAUUGACUAUAAUUAGAAUAUAGAAUUUUUCAUUUUUCAGAUCAUGACAGACAGUAGAUCUUUAAUGUAUUUUUAUUGAUUUAUUUAUUAAUUUGGCAUCAUUGCAAAAACAGGUAACCCAUUGUCUAUGGAAAGAUGUGUGACUCACUGAAACAAUACAAUAACAAUGAAUUAAGUGAACCAAAAACAAAAUAUAAAGAACGAUUGAUGAAAAACUAUGA
Messenger RNA from Anneissia japonica, 2712 nucleotides. RefSeq names its product RING finger protein 141-like. The transcript is spliced from 6 exons. The coding region runs from base 353 to 1084 and encodes 243 amino acids. Gene Ontology annotation, biological process: protein autoubiquitination. Lineage: Eukaryota; Metazoa; Echinodermata; Crinoidea; Comatulida; Comatulidae. The record is from RefSeq and is a predicted model, not a curated record. Gene Ontology annotation, molecular function: ubiquitin-protein transferase activity.